Molecule: messenger RNA, 2223 nt
Organism: Panicum virgatum (switchgrass)
Lineage: Eukaryota; Viridiplantae; Streptophyta; Magnoliopsida; Poales; Poaceae
Product: endoglucanase 5-like
Exons: 2
Coding region: 141-1973 (610 amino acids)
Biological process (GO): carbohydrate metabolic process
Molecular function (GO): hydrolase activity, hydrolyzing O-glycosyl compounds
Source: RefSeq, a predicted model, not a curated record
UCCACCAACCCGCUGCUCCGUCCUCGACCCGACCUGCACCUCCUCUCUCCUGCUCCGACAUGCACGCGGCUGGCCUUCCUACCCCCCGUCGCCUGCUUGUCUCUUCUUCUUCCUCCUCCGAACCGCGGCCACGGGUAUAAAUGCGCCGCGCCCUGCCGUGUUCCAGAGAGAGACAGAGACGGAGAGAGCGAGAGGCGGUCUCGCCGUGCCGUGCCGUGCCGUGCUCGCCUGACCAUCUAUCGCGUUGCCGAGGCCGCCCUGCUAAAUUUGGCAGCGAAUUAAUCAGCAGCCAGCCAUUACUUACUGUCUCACUGCAGUUAUAUUCCUCACCGGCUGCUGGUGGUUGGUCGUCAGGCUCGGUUCUUGCAAUGAGCGACGUCUCCGGCCGCUUCGUGGUGGCCGCGGCCGUGGUCGCCGUGUCGCUGGCGGCGGCGGCGGCGUCAGCGGCGCACGACUACGGCGACGCGCUGUCCAAGAGCCUGCUCUACUUCGAGGCGCAGCGGUCGGGGCGGCUGCCGUACAACCAGCGCGUGCGGUGGCGCGGCCACUCGGGGCUCACCGACGGGCUCGAGCAGGGGGUGGACCUCGUCGGCGGGUACUACGACGCCGGCGACCACGUCAAGUUCGGCCUCCCCAUGGCCUUCACCGUCACCCUCCUCUCCUGGGGCGUCCUCGAGUACGGCGCCGGCGUGUCCGCCGCCGGCGAGCUCGCGCACGCGCUGCAGGCCAUCAAGUGGGGCACCGACUACUUCGUCAAGGCGCACACCGCGCCCACCGAGCUGUGGGCGCAGGUCGGCGACGGCGACUCCGACCACUACUGCUGGCAGCGGCCCGAGGACAUGACCACCUCGCGCCGCGCCUACAAGGUGGACGCCGACCACCCCGGCUCCGAGGUCGCCGCCGAGACCGCCGCCGCCAUGGCCGCCGCGUCCCUCGUGUUCCGCCGCGCCGGCGACGCGCACUACGCGCACCUGCUGCUCCACCACGCGCAGCAGCUGUUCGAGUUCGCCGACAAGUUCAGGGGGCGCUACGACGAGAGCGUGGAGGUGGUCAAGAGCUACUACCCGUCGUCCAGCGGGUACCAGGACGAGCUGCUGUGGGCGGCGCUCUGGCUGCACCGCGCCACCGGCCGCCGCGACUACCUCGACUACGCCCUCGCCAACGCCGACGACUUCGGCGGCACCGGCUGGGCCGUCUCCGAGUUCAGCUGGGACAUCAAGUACGCUGGACUCCAGGUCCUGGCAUCUGAGCUGCUGGUGGAGGCGAAGGAGCGGCGGCUGCGGCUGAGCCCGGAGCAGCGCGCGGUGGUGGAGCAGCUCCGCUCCAAGGCGGAGUACUACGUGUGCUCGUGCAUGAACCAGAACCCCGGCGGCGCCGAGCACAACGCCGGCCGCACCCCGGCGGGGCUCCUCUUCAUCCGCCCCUGGAACAACCUCCAGUACGCCUCCGGCGCCGCCUUCCUCCUCACCGUCUACUCCGACGUGCUCUCCGCCCUGGGCGAGCCCCUCCGCUGCGGCGGCGCCGGCGGCGAGGAGGGCGGCGCCGCCGGCGACGCCGCCGACGUGCUCGCGUUCGCCAAGUCCCAGGCCGACUACAUCCUGGGCAGCAACCCGAUGCGCACCAGCUACCUGGUGGGCUACGGCGCGGCGUACCCGCGGCGGGUGCACCACCGCGCGGCGUCGAGCGCGUCGUUCCGGCACGACCGGGACUUCAUCGGCUGCCUCCAGGGGUUCGACUCGUGGUACAGCGCGCGGCGGGAGAACCCGCACGACCUCGUCGGCGCCGUCGUCGGCGGGCCCAACGGCGAGGACGUCUUCACCGACCACCGCGGCAAGUACAUGCAGACGGAGGCCUGCACGUACAACACAGCGCCCAUGGUCGGGGUCUUCUCCAAGCUCAUGCAGCUGGAGGGGCAGCAGCCGCGGCGGCGGCGGCCGGAGGAGGCCGGGCCGGCGCCGGCGGAGGACCUUUGAUAGGAGAAGGGUUCGAUUCCUUUCGGAAUUUCGAUGGCAUGGCGGAAAAUAAAAAAAUCAAAAGAGCAAAAAAAAAGUGAUAUUGAUUAGGAUGGAUGUAUACGAGAUUCAAUUCUUUUUGUUGAUUCCUAGAGAACAGUGUUUGUUUCUUGUUUUGCACAUAGAAAUGGAUCGAAAAGAAAAAAAAUCACAAAUUCCAAGUGAAUUGUAGCAAUUUCAAAAAAUAUAAUCGGCCUAUUAUUUUGUUUCU